AUGCUAACAUCAACGGCCAUUAAUGCCCCCACCAACACUGUCGCCAGAGUCUCAGAGAGCCUCUCGACGUUUGAUCCGGCCCUCUUUUCGAUCAUUCAAGCGGAGCGCAUCAACCAAAACCGAUGCUGCUCUCUGAUUGCUUCAGAGAACUAUACUCCCAAGUAUUGUAACGAUGCCUUGAGUAGUUGUCUGUCGAUGAAGUAUAGUGAGGGGUACCCCGGAGACCGGUACUACGCUGGAAACCAGUUCAUAGACCAGAUUGAGAGAUUAUGCCAAAAUCGCGCGUUGGAGGCUUUCAAUCUGGACAAGAAGGUCUGGGGAGUGAACGUCCAAUCUCUGUCUGGAACUCCGGCUAAUUUUGCUGUGUAUACCGCAUUACUAAGUCCGGGGUCCCGGAUUCUGUACCUCGAUUUGCCGCAUGGGGGACAUUUAUCCCAUGGGUUUGGCCAGGGACGAGUGAGCGCCACUGGACGCUAUUUCGACUGCGCGCCAUAUGCGCUCGAUCCGAAGACGGAGCUAAUCGAUUACGACGUGCUCGCGAAAAAAGCGAAAGAGUUUAAGCCUCAUUUGAUUGUUGCGGGGUACUCGGCUUAUCCUAGACUUUUGGACUAUGCCCGGUUCCGCGAGAUAGCGGACUCCGUGGGUGCAAUUUUGCACGCGGAUAUCGCCCACAUUGCAGGUAUGAUGAGUGCGGGCAUCAUUCCAUCAGCCUUUCCCUAUUGUGACGUGGUGACGACAACAACCCAUAAGACUCUGAGAGGGCCCCGGGGAGCACUUAUCUUUACGAGGAAGCCUUUGGACAAAGCUGUGGACAAGGCUGUUUUCCCUGGUUGCCAAGGCGGCCCUCAUAAUCACACCAUUGCGGCCAUUGCUGCCGCUAUGAAAGCUUGUAAGGACCCGGAGUUUGUGCAGUACCAGAAGCUGGUGCUUAGCAAUGCUCAAGCUCUAGCCGAGACUUUGCGAACCCGACAACUCAGACUCGUAACCGGUGGAACCGACAACCACUUACUGCUAGCUGAUCUCGGGAACAAGGGCGUCAGCGGCAACCAAGCCGAAAAGGCUCUGGAGACUGUCCACAUUAUCACGAAUAAGAAUAGCACACUUCGAGACAAGGGUGCCAAAAAUCCCAACGGUCUUCGAAUCGGAACGCCGGCCAUGACCACCAGAGGCAUGGAGGAGAAAGGCUUCAAGACAAUCGGCAACUUACUCUGCGAUGCACUCGAAGUCUCAGCCAAGUACUCGGGAAGCAAACUCCCCAAAUUCGUCGAGAAAUGCCAGAACGACCCGACUUUGCUGCGCAUCAGACAGGAGGUGACCAACCUGCUCCACCACUUCCCAAACGUCAAAUCCACUCUGUGGCAGUAG
Gregarina niphandrodes is the source of this 1365-nucleotide messenger RNA. Its product is annotated as serine hydroxymethyltransferase. NCBI's taxonomy places the organism in Eukaryota, Apicomplexa, Conoidasida, Eugregarinorida, Gregarinidae. The transcript has 3 exons. The record is from RefSeq and is a predicted model, not a curated record. Gene Ontology annotation, cellular component: cytoplasm. Bases 1 to 1365 code for a protein of 454 amino acids. Gene Ontology annotation, molecular function: zinc ion binding; glycine hydroxymethyltransferase activity; cobalt ion binding. Gene Ontology annotation, biological process: folic acid metabolic process; tetrahydrofolate interconversion; L-serine catabolic process.